Messenger RNA from Rhipicephalus sanguineus (brown dog tick), 1962 nucleotides. Its product is annotated as cytospin-A. The record is from RefSeq and is a predicted model, not a curated record. NCBI's taxonomy places the organism in Eukaryota, Metazoa, Arthropoda, Arachnida, Ixodida, Ixodidae. The transcript is spliced from 7 exons. Bases 50 to 1402 code for a protein of 450 amino acids.
UACAUUGAUCUCUUGCAGUGCUGUGGCAUUCUGAGCGGGAGGUGGCUCGAUGAUGCGCAAUGCUGGGCGCACAGUGGGCGGCACCCUGCGGUCAGCGGGCAACAGUGCCCUGCCCCAGGGGCUGAGUGCCCUGCAGCAGAGAAGCCGUGCUGGUCAGGAAAGCAUCUUUGCACCGCUCAAGAAGGACUCCUCCCGUACAGCUGGCACACCGGGUGCAGCACGUACGCGCACAAACAGGCCCAUGUCUACUACGCGUUCUGACCCAGUGAACAAGGAGAAUAUGCUGUCCCGAGGCAGCUCUGGCACUCGAAAGUGUGGCAGCAUCAAGUCAUCCUCAAGCAAAGAUAGCCUGGACUCCAAUGGCCAGACAAAAGAGCACAAGAAGCCUCAUUCUGGGCUGGGGCAGCCUACAGUGGGCACCCAAACAUCGGAGAGCGCAGGCAAGGCAUCGCCCACGACCAUCCUGCAACUGGAGCGGGAGAAGAGCUUGCUGGAGCAACAGGUCUCCGAGUUGGUGCGCAACGCUGAGAGCAAGAAGGCCGAGAUUGCUACUUUGCGCAUGGAGAUCAAGCAUCUCAAGCAGGAGAGCUCUGGGGGCAGCCGCCAGCUGGAGGCCCUCCAGCUGGAGAACUGCAGUCUACGUGAGAAGCUGGUCCAGCUGGGUGUGGAACCUGCCGAGGCCUCUGGAAAACAGGAUCCCCUGCAAAGGUCAGCCUCAGCGGGCAGCCUCGAUGGAGCUCGAGAACAGGCCAAAUCUGUGGACGGUGCCCUGUCGGACGACGCUUGCCCCAGUGGCAGUCGGCUGGAGUGGGACAAGGCCAGCACCAGCAGCUUGAGCGAGAUGUCUGUUGCCUGCCUCCAGGACCGCAUCAUGCAGAUGGAGGAGACACACUACAGCACCAAUGAGGAGCUCCAGGCGACACUGCAAGAGCUGACGGACCUGCAGGACCAGUUGACUGACCUUCAGCUGGAGAACGAGCGCUGCUGCGAUGAAAAGGCGCUUUUGCUCGAGUCACUGUGCUCACAGACGGAGAAACUGGAGGAGUGCCGAUCGCACAAUGACCACCUGCGUGCGCUGCUCUUUGGCCAUGCGUCCCCACCUCCACAAGCCUCGUCAUCUUCAUCCACGCCAGCAGUGGAAGCACAACUUUCGAGGGAGCAGCACUAUGUGGAGCUGCUCAAGAAAGCGCAUGAAGAGCAGACAGUGCUGCGUGGCCAAGUGGACCAGCUGCAGGCAUCGCUGGAAGUGGCCUCACGCGAAGCCCAGGACCAUCAGCGAGAUCUCCAGGGCCUGGCUCACCGUGUCUCCCUGCUGCAAGCGGCACUCGAGGCAGCCCAGGCUGCCUCUGCCUCUGCAGGCCCACACGGAGAGGGUGAUAACGCUGCACCAAUUCUGGAGUGAGUGCAGGCGUGUGUGUACAUGUUUGUGUGCGCAUGUUUUUGUGUGAAGUGGAAGAUAUCACCAACCAAAACUUCUUUAAUUCUUGAAGGGACACUACAGUGAAAACAGUGAAUCAGUUUAGACAGAUAAGUUAUGCUCUGAAAGCUCUACUGUUGUUAAUUUCACCUCCAUAAGUUUAUUAGUGGAAGAGGAAAUCAAGGUCAAAGUUCCAUCCUUGAACUUUGUGCCGAAACCUUCACAGGUGACAUCACGGAUUUCACUACGGUUUUUUUCGUAUUUUGGUCACAUUGGCUCAAUGAAAUUUCUUGAAACUUGUUACAUUAAGUCUCUAUCCCCUUCAGACGACAAUGUACUUCAUACUUACCGAUCAAGAACUACAUAGCCCCUACCAGAUGGCGUCAAAAUCCAUGACGUCACUGCGAUUGGUGCGGGAAAUUCAAGGUGGCAUCGCCACCUGCAUUUUCUUUAUGUGCGUUUUCUCGAUUGCUAAGCGUGUUCGUGCGGCAAGUGUGGUGAUUUGGUAUUGUGAAAGAGCAAUUUGUCAGCGAAACAAGAAAGUG